GAAUUGAAAACUUCAACUAGAGUCCCGUGAUUUAUAUAUCGUAUAGUGAUGUCGACUCUGAAUUGCUAGUCAAGAUUAAUGUAUUUAAUUAUUUAUCGACGACAUACAAGUACUUAAACUAUAUUAUAAAUUAAUGAUGACUUUGAACAACAACGAAUCAGAAAAAGGGAAACCAGAAUUAAUUCAGAAUGGAAAUAUUCCAGAAGGACAGCAAAAAAAGCUGAAAAAGACAAAAAGAUGUCGAAAACGACUAUCACAGCUUCUACAUACUCAUGUGGUCCUCAUCACCGUCUGUGUCCUCAGUGCUCUGGAUGCUGGCUGUGUUCUGGGACAAAUCAUAUGCGAUAUACUCAUCAUGUCAGAAAAAUUACAUGACAGCGAUAUGCUAAAGGAAAGCACAGUGGCUGUAUUAAUGAAAGUCUGUCCGGAAGCCAACUACACUACGGCGGACGGGCAUUCGCCUACCCUCGAACAGGCAAUAGAAAGUGUUAAGAAGCAUUCUUGUUAUUCAUCAAACAGUUCCAACUUCCAGAGUCAAGAAAAUCAACACAGAUUUACCUACUAUACUGACGAUACAAGAAGACAAGGUGAGAUACAUCACAGAUCAAAGCGAGCUUCCGGUUCUGGCGACCACGCACAUGCAGAACACACUUUGGUCGAAACCCUUACACACGCCUUCCAUCUUGGGAGUCUGGUCAUUUUAUCGCUUCUUGUAUUUGAGACCUUCUUGAAAAUAUUUGCGAUGGGAAGUCACUUCCUAAAUCACAGACUAGAGGUUUUUGACGCCUUCGUUGUAACAGUAUCAUGGAUCCUAGAUCUUUCGUUUUACGAAGGAAUCUGGGCUCAACCAGGAUCGGAGGCGGCCACCAUUUUAAUCAUCAUUCUACCCUGGAGAGUGAUAAGGAUUGUCAAUAGUUUUGUUCUUGUGAUCAAAGAAAAGGACUUGGUAAUACUGAAAGUAAUUAAACAGCAAUACAGACGACUCGUCAAGCGAGAAAAAGAACUAACAAACAAAUUAGAACAAUAUAGAAUUGAACUUCGGCAGCUUCAAGGACUUUGUCGAAAGCACGGGGCAAAAGAGCCGGAAAUUGCUGCUUGUGCACCAAUAGGAAGACGUCGAACAAGUAGCAUAAUGUCGGGCAUGUCUAGCUUUGCCUCGCUCGCAAUGAUAGGAGCUGUCGGAAGUCAACCUGAUUUGGCCCGUGAGUCUUCUUCCGAUGAAGACGACGAUAUCCCAUCUCCUACUCCAUCUCAGAUUAAAGAAGCUAACCAUUUGCUAAGAUCUGUCUCAACAACCAGCAGUUUCUUGGAUGGUGGAAUGUCUGACACUGUUACAUUUUCCUUAUCACCUGAUCCUACCAGUCCUAAUGGCCAAUCAAAUCCUGUUUUUACCUUUGAAGUUGAAGCACCAUCCAAGAAUAGCACGACGAAGGGAGAUUCAACUAAACUGUGAAGAGUCCACCACAGUGUAUGCUGUCUGUGAUAUUCCAUUGUAUUGGAUAUGACCAUUAUAUAUAAUUGCUGCGAGAAAAAAAAAUCAUUAAAAUGCACUUCAAAGUCAAGAUCUACAAUGUAGUAAAUGACCGAUACCUACAGAGCUUUAAAACUUUGGUUAUGAUUAAAAUAUAUUUUACAUAAAGUACUUUGACUUUGAAUACAUCAUUGUUUUUCCUCAGAUGGAUUAACAUCAAAAAGGGUCAAUUGGGGCUUUUUUUUUGAGAAAUUCGCUCUCAAAUAUUGGUUAUUCUUCACCUUUGUUUAAUAAACAAAGAAAUUUACUGGAAAACGAA
Messenger RNA from Saccostrea echinata, 1790 nucleotides. RefSeq lists its product as uncharacterized. NCBI's taxonomy places the organism in Eukaryota, Metazoa, Mollusca, Bivalvia, Ostreida, Ostreidae. Gene Ontology annotation, biological process: proton transmembrane transport. The transcript has 10 exons. Gene Ontology annotation, cellular component: plasma membrane. The coding region runs from base 134 to 1453 and encodes 439 amino acids. The record is from RefSeq and is a predicted model, not a curated record. Gene Ontology annotation, molecular function: voltage-gated proton channel activity.